Molecule: messenger RNA, 1131 nt
Organism: Ostrea edulis (European flat oyster)
Lineage: Eukaryota; Metazoa; Mollusca; Bivalvia; Ostreida; Ostreidae
Product: prisilkin-39-like
Exons: 1
Coding region: 1-1131 (376 amino acids)
Source: RefSeq, a predicted model, not a curated record
AUGCUGAACCUUCUAGUCCUCAUCCGCUUCAUUGCCUGCGCUGUUGCGGGCCGGAUCUCUACAACUUACAGUAACCACAACCCAAGCUAUUCUACACACACUUACAGUGACCAUAACCCAACCUCUUCUACAGGCACUUACAGUGACCAGAGCCGACCCUAUUCUACAGGAACUUACAGUGACCACAGCCGACCCUAUUCUACAAACACUUACAGUGACCACAAUCCCAUCUAUUCUACAGGCACUUACAGUGACCACAACCCCACCCAUUCUACAGGCCCUUACAGUGAUCACAACCAACCCUAUUCUACAGGCAUUUACAGUGACCACAGUACAACCUAUUCUACAGGCAUUUACAGUGACCACAGCCCACCCUAUUCUACAGGCACUUACAGUGACCACAGCACAACCCAUUCUACAGGAUCUUACAGUGACCACAGCCCACCCUAUUCUACAGGCACUUACAGUGACCACAACCCAACCUAUUCUACAGGAACUUACAGUGACCACAGCACAACCUAUUCUACAGGCACUUACAGUGAUCAUAACCCAACCUAUUCUACAGGCACUGGUAGUAGCUGCAGCUCUCACCUUAGAGAAGGAACAGGAUUACGGCCAUAUUCGAAUGCGUUGAACUUUGGUGAUGGAUCUGCUGUUGCUGCUGUUGCAGCCGUUGGUGACCGACGUGCUGCCGCCUCUGCGGUAGCCACUGCGGCUGGCAGAUUUGCUAGCUUAAGAGCCAAUCUGGGUGGUGGUAUGCGCGGUUGGAUGCGCAGUGUCAUGAACAGUGGCAUAGGCCGUCACAUGGACAGUGGCAUGCGCGGUGCUAUGGGUGGUGGCAUGGGCAGUGGCAUGCACGGUGGUAACGGCGGUGGUACUGAAGGUGGUCGCAUGGGCGGUGUUAUGAGCGGUAGCAUGGGUGGCCGCAUGGGCGGUGGGAGGAAUGGUGGCAUGCGAGGUGGCAGGGUUGGUCGCAUGGGCGGUCGCAUGGGUGAUCGCAUAGGCAAUGACAUGCGCGGUGGUAUGAACGGUGGCAUGGAGAGUGGCAUCCACGGUAGGAGGGGCAGUGGUAAAGGCGGUGGUAACGGAGGUGGUAACUGCGGUGGUAACGGCGGUGGACACAGUGGUUGA